Microthlaspi erraticum is the source of this 741-nucleotide messenger RNA. Lineage: Eukaryota; Viridiplantae; Streptophyta; Magnoliopsida; Brassicales; Brassicaceae. The record is from the annotation of a GenBank genome assembly.
AUGUGUAGAUCGACGGAUUUCGAUCGGUAUGUUGAGAAAGAGAGCUUAAAGGUUAAAGCUUUCUACGUCCGGUUCACCGGUUUACCCACCCGAGAGUUCUUACCUGACUCUCUCACUCUUCUCUACCCGCCACGUAUCAACGAAGCUGCUUUCGAGCUCGAAGGGUCCAAGAUCCGACCCGAUUCCCCAGCCUUCGUGACGCUCCACAGGGUCGUCAAGGGAGGAGACGCCGUUUACGGGUCUAGAGAACGGGUUCGGGUCUGGGAAGGGAUCCGGUUCGAGGUGUACAUGAGUGAGGAGAGGGUCGUGAAAGGUAUCUUCAGAAAAGACGAAGGAGACGAGUGGAAGCUCGAGUGCGAGUGUGAGAUGGAAGAGGAAGGAGCUGCUGAGGUUGUUGUAGCGGCUGAGGGACACGUGGCUACGUCAACGAUGGCUAGGAAACAUAGGAGGAGGAAGCAUAGGGUUGGGUUUGAGUGUCUGGAGGAGAUACCGGAGGAGAGAGGGGAGGGGAGGGAAAUGGACGACGGCGUGUGUUUUUGCACGUGCAGCGGUGGAGGAUCUGACGACGGAGAGGGAGAGUGGGAGUCCUUGGAAUGGACGGCUGAGAUGGAGUCUGAGGCUGAGGGAAUGGGAUGGGCCGUUGAUUUAGGGAUUUGGGUUAUGUGUUUGGGUGUUGGUUAUUUGGUGUCUACCAAAACCUUGAGAAGUGGUAGAAGACGAAGAACAAGAACUUUCUUUUAA